AUGGCCAAAAAACUAAAGGAUCUUCGCGAAUGGGAGAUCAUAUUCAAAGAAGAAAACAGUGCAGAUCCCUCUACACCAAGCAGGCGUAGUCGAAGAGGUGCCGAACAGUCACAAUCGAUAAAAGUUCACAGAGAAGUGGAUGAUACAACACUAGCGAAAGGUGACUGCCUUCUUCUCAGUGGCGACUCCAAGCAAGGAAAAGGUGGCUCAUACAUUGGAGUUAUUGCUGAUAUAUCAAUGGGUAUCCAGAAGUAUCUCGAUAUCACCGUCAUAUCUUUCGUGAAAGCCCUGGAGAUCAACCCUGAUAUUCUUACAGACAAGGUAGAAGGCGAACUUCUCAUAACAUGUGAAACAACAUCAAUCAAAUUGACAGAUUUUGUUGAGAAAGUUACUGUUCUCGCGUGUAACGAGUAUCAACAAGUGAAGGAUGGAGGCAUCUUGUCGUCCUCUGUGUUUUUUUGCCGGAAAGCCACGGAUCGCAUGCAUCAACAGCUUUCCCCAGAAUUCGAUUUCAAAGAAUGGCACCAGUUUUUGCUCGAAAAUAUGCAAGAGGCUAUCAGCUACUUGGCUGAUCGUACACUGGUAAUUAUCUCGCCAAAGAAAUGUAAGAGAGUUCUAAAAAGUAUUCACCAGAGUCGCCAAGUGUCUCCAUCACCAAGCAAAGUCAAAACUUACAACGAAGAUGAUUAUGCUGAUUACGAUUCAUCGGACGAGUCCAGAUUUGAUCUGAGCUCAGAUGAAAAUGACGAUCCUGAAGUAAAAAAACCUACGAAGCUUGUAUCUCCCCGCAAACGCAAGGCUCAAUCGGUGAAUUCAACACCCAAAAAGAAGGCUAGAGAAGCUGCCCUGGAAUCCGGUGCCUUGAAACAAGUCUUGAAUGUCCUCUCUCCUUUGAAGAAAGGAUUCAAAGUGAAAUCAAAUGCCGCUAGUCUUCCCUCAUUGUCAACUUCCAACCUGCCGACAAAGAAAAAGAAAUCCACGACGUCUGAAGCAUUCAGAGAACUCCGUGAAAAAUUACAUACUUCUAUCCGUAUCGAUCUGCUCCCCUGUCGUGAGGAGGAAGUCGAACAAUUAUACAUGAAUUUAGAGAGUGCCGUGAUGGAAGGUGUGGGAUGCUGCUUGUAUGUGAGUGGAACCCCUGGUGUGGGCAAAACUGCUACGAUCAGAGAAGCAAUUGGCUCCUUGAGAGAGAAUGUCACACUGGGCUAUGUAGACGAUUUCGAUUUCCUUGAAAUCAAUAGUCUCAAACUAGUUUCGCCCAUAACAGCCUACGAAAAGUUAUGGGAGCAUUUAUGGGGAAUUAAGGUUACCCCUUCGAAUGCUUCGCUAUUGUUGGAGGAGUACUUUGGACGGAAGGAGCCAGACGACCGUAAACCUCUCAUUGUAGUCAUCGACGAGUUGGACCAGCUUGCAACAAAAAAUCAGAAUGUGAUGUAUAACUUUUUCAAUUGGCCAACUUAUCCCAAUUCCAAACUCAUCGUCGUCGCUAUCGCAAACACCAUGGACCUUCCAGAGAGACUCCUAUCAAACAAAAUUGCCUCCAGAUUGGGUCUUCGUCGGUAUACCUUCAGAGGUUACACUGAGGACGAGUUAGGAACUAUCAUUGCACACAGACUUACCCUACUCAAAAAUGAAAACAAGAGAAAAGUAACAGUCUCGGAAGAUGCUAUGACAUAUGCUUCCAAAAAGGUGGCACUUGUCAGUGGUGAUGCACGGAGAGCUUUGACAAUUUGUCGCCGUGCUGUCGAAAUUGCCGAACAAGACUACCUACAAAGUACUAACACCAGUGGCCUACGCGAAGACGAGCAGACAUUCUCCGUUCGUAUCUCACACAUCAGCAAAGCUAUAGAAGAAACCACAAACUCGCCACUUAAACAGUUCAUUGCCGAACUUCCUUUUACGGCUAAACUAGUGUUGACCGGUAUACUCCUUCUUGUGCGAAGAUCCGGUGUUGGCGUUGUGCCUCUAGGUGACGUUAUUGAUGAGAUGAGAAUAUCUUUGUCGCUCCUCACAACACAAAAAUCCACCCAAAUUCUUCAAGACUUACCUGGUCAUGUCACAUACAUGAGUCUCUUAUUUAGUGACGAUUCGAAAGGUGCCUCAAUAUCAAUGGUACGUAGCAAGCACUUGGAGUACACUGUUAACGGCCUAGUCGAACAGGGGAUUAUUUUACAACAGAAUGUUAAUAGCCAGCGUUAUAGACUGGUUUCUCUCAAUGUUUCAGAAGAUGAACUUCUUUCUGUUAUGAGAAAAGAUCCCGAUUUUGCAGCCAUGAUAUAG
Australozyma saopauloensis is the source of this 2280-nucleotide messenger RNA. It is a transcript of the gene ORC1, whose product is annotated as origin recognition complex subunit 1. The transcript has a single exon. Gene Ontology annotation, molecular function: ATP binding; chromatin binding; DNA replication origin binding. Gene Ontology annotation, cellular component: nuclear origin of replication recognition complex. Gene Ontology annotation, biological process: mitotic DNA replication checkpoint signaling; DNA replication initiation. The record is from RefSeq and is a predicted model, not a curated record. The coding region runs from base 1 to 2280 and encodes 759 amino acids. NCBI's taxonomy places the organism in Eukaryota, Fungi, Ascomycota, Pichiomycetes, Serinales, Metschnikowiaceae.